CCGUUAACACAAUUUGGUAGUGCAGCGUUCAAUACUGCCAGCUGUUAGAGUUCAUUUUACUUUAAUUAAAUAGUUUAAUUAUUUGUUUUUCACUUUAACAGUUAAACGGAUCGACUGUUAGACGUUCCAAGAAUCGUUAGUUGUACCGGAACCGGAAGUAACGGAAAGCAAGCUUUUAUAGCACUGAAAAUGUAACGAGACUGUAGUAGGCAGGAGAAGACAUCCAUCGUACUUCAGAGUGAAGUAAAGGACUGCCUGUCUAAUAUUUGCCAUUGUGAUUUUAAACAGCUCUGUCUCCAGGCUGUAAAUGUGAAGAGAAACCCUGAGAAGAUAAGUUGAGUAAAGCCUUUUCAAGUUACAGAUGCCAUGGAGUCAAGAAAAUCUCUAAUCAAGGAAGAAUACUGUGAAUGGGAGUCUCUUCAUGCUACCCAAACGGCAGGCCACAUGAAGCAGGAGGAUUGUGAAUGGGGACCAGUUUCUCUGAAGGGGAACAGUUUUGAGUGGGGAACUGUCACCAUUAAAACGGAGCCGCCUGAACAAGUAUGUAUCAACUUUCAGAUGGAAAGUAAUGCAAUUUUAGACACUUUCAGAGAAGACGCAUCAUCAGAAAGUGAUACUACGUUUAGCGCCAGGCUGACAGUCAAGCAGGAAAUGGCGGAUGGUGGGUGCAGUGAGAUAAGAGAAGGCUCUGCUCAGUGGUGUUCUGUUCAAGUGAAGUCUGAAAUGCUGGAAUCUAAUGGCAUCAUAACUGAAGAUACCUGCAGCAUCAAAGACAAACGAGAACAACCAGUGUUUGCUAGCUCGCAUGAAAACAGCAACUGCUCCCUGUCAUCAGAGACUCUGGCCAGUCAAUGUCUUGGAAAUAUUAGUAAAGAAAAGUGUGCAUCAGAAAUGAGAAAUUUAGCCAGUUGGCAGCACAAUAAAAUAUGUUCUAGUAUUGAUAGUAUUGAAAAGCUUAAGGACACAUUGAUGGAAUUCCACAACAGAAGCAGUCUUUGUGGCCUUAUGAGAACUGAGACUGGAGAGAAGCCAUACUGCUGUUCUGAAUGUGGCAAACGAUUCUCACAAAUGAGCAAUCUUCAUACACACAAGAGAAUCCAUACUGGAGAAAAGCCUCAUUGCUGUUCAGAAUGUGGUAAGCGAUUCUCACGCUCGACUAGUCUUAAAACACAUUUGAGAAUUCACACUGGAGAGAAACCACACAGCUGCUCUGAAUGUGGGAAGCGAUUCUCACAAGUAAGCAGUCUUCAAACUCACCGGAGAAUUCACACUGGAGAGAAGCCACAUUGCUGUUUGGACUGUGGUAAACAGUUCUCAUGCGUAAGUAAUCUUCAGAGUCAUAGAAGAAUCCACACGGGUGAGAAAUCGCAUUGCUGUUCCGAAUGCGGUCGACUGUUUUCUGAAAUAAGCAACCUUCAGGUACACAUGAGAAUCCACACUGGAGAGAAGCCACAUAGCUGUUCAGAAUGUGGUAAACAAUUCUCAAAAAUAAAUAAUCUUAAAAGACAUAAAAUAAUCCAUACAGGUGAGAAACCCUACUCCUGUUCAGACUGCAACAAACAUUUCUCACGCCGGAAUAAUCUUCAGAUCCACAUGAAAAUUCAUACUCGAGAGAAGUGCAGAUAGGACUGUUUAGAGAAAUGAUUGUACAUCUUGUUGUAUAACUUGUUGUGUACUGUGUAUUAAUGACCAAGAAAGAGUAACACAAAACAAAUAUCUAUUUUUAUAUCACAUGAGACGUACCCAUCCAUGUUGCUACCUGUAAACCGGCUAUCAAGGAAUUCCAUUAAAUGCAGUCUGAAAUCAGCAACAUCUAGAAAAAGACAGCAGCUAGGAGUUUUUCUUUUUGUCACUGGACAUGGAAUAACUUGCAGGUAUGGGUAAAAGGGAUGGCUUCGAGGGGGACAUGGUACUAGCACUGCUGCCUUGCAGUAAGGAGACUGUGGUUCAUGUCCUGGGUCUUUUGGGACAUACAGUGUGCUUGUUCUCCUCGUCUCUACUUGGGUUUCCUUCCGCAGUCCAAAGACAUGUAGAUUAGGUGGAUUGGCCAUUCUAAAUUGGUCUCUGAUGUGCAGGUCUUAACCUUAAGAUGGACUAGUGCCCUGUCCAGGGAUUGGUCCUUCCUUUUACCCAAUAUUGGGAUAGGCUGCAGUUUCCCUGUGCUCUUGCACAUGUGGAAAAUGGCUUGAGGGAGUGGGUUUGAAUAAUCAGUAGGUCAGGCCUGAAAUGGUGAAUUCUGCUGUGAAUUUCAGGAUAUGAAAAAUAAAUAACUGGCUGCCUAAAGUUUCUUUUAAAAAUAUAUUGCCUCCUUUACUUGAGACUUGCUUAGUCUACAGUACUAAAAAUGAAAGGAGAAGGAAGAGCUGAGGUGGUCCUAAGGCUGACGCAUUCGGCUCAUAAACUGAAUUAGAAAAGUGUUUUAUAAACAAAGAAAUGUUAAGUACAUGCCAAAAACAAAUACACUCUAUGGCCAAAAGUGUGUGGACCCCACUACUCCAAAUGACUGAUUCAUUGUUAACAGGUGCACUACACUGGACACCUAGCCAUGUGAUCUCUCCAUUGCCAAACUGAAGACCUCUGUGAAUUUAAAAGGUGCACCGUCAUAGAAUGGCACCAUUGCCACCCAUCAGGAUAUGAAGUUAAGGCUCUGCUGAUCCGCCCCAGUGAACUUUAAGUGCUAUUAUUGUGAAGGAGAAGGAGCAACAACGGUUCAGUCACGAUGAGGUAGACCACACUAACUCACAGAGUGGGGCUGUCAAGUGCUGAAGCACAUGUCAUGUAAACACCACCUCCCUCCAUGGCCUCACGUACAACA
Messenger RNA from Polypterus senegalus (gray bichir), 2815 nucleotides. Its product is annotated as zinc finger protein 391-like. Gene Ontology annotation, molecular function: DNA-binding transcription factor activity, RNA polymerase II-specific; RNA polymerase II cis-regulatory region sequence-specific DNA binding. The transcript has 3 exons. The record is from RefSeq and is a predicted model, not a curated record. Bases 367 to 1626 code for a protein of 419 amino acids. Lineage: Eukaryota; Metazoa; Chordata; Cladistia; Polypteriformes; Polypteridae. Gene Ontology annotation, biological process: regulation of transcription by RNA polymerase II.